Molecule: messenger RNA, 713 nt
Organism: Aspergillus neoniger CBS 115656
Lineage: Eukaryota; Fungi; Ascomycota; Eurotiomycetes; Eurotiales; Aspergillaceae
Product: ADP-ribosylation factor family protein
Exons: 5
Coding region: 104-658 (184 amino acids)
Biological process (GO): intracellular protein transport; vesicle-mediated transport
Cellular component (GO): cytoplasm
Molecular function (GO): GTP binding; GTPase activity
Source: RefSeq, a predicted model, not a curated record
CAUCGGAGACGCUCUCUGGCGCUCGUUGAAUCUCCGCAGGCUCAGUCGCUCCUUUGUCCUAUCAACAGUCGGCGGUCUUCAGGAGACGCCUCCUUUAGUCACAAUGGGUGGUCAAGUGUCCAAGAUUAUGGGGAAGAUUUUCGGCACGAAGGAGAUGCGGAUUUUGAUGCUGGGUUUGGAUGCUGCUGGAAAGACCACAAUCCUCUACAAAUUGAAGCUCACCAAUCAGGACGUCACCACUAUCCCUACCGUCGGUUUUAACGUUGAAAGCGUCACCUACAAGAAUGUCAAGUUCAAUGUUUGGGAUGUUGGUGGACAGGACAAGAUCAGACCCCUCUGGAGACACUACUAUUCUGGUACACAAGGAUUGAUUUUCGUCGUGGACUCCAGCGACACUGCUCGUUUGGAGGAAGCUCGCUCCGAACUUCACAAGAUUAUCAACGAUCGCGAAAUGAAGGAUGCUCUUCUGCUGGUCUUUGCCAACAAGCAGGAUGUUCAAGGCCACAUGAGCCCCGAGGAAGUUACUCAAGCGCUACAGCUCACCAAGUUGAAGGAUAAGCUGUGGUACGUUGCUCCAAGUGUCGCAACGGAGGGAACUGGUAUCUUUGAGGGCCUGGCAUGGCUCUCCAACAACGUCAAGACGCAACCUCAGAAAUAAAACAGCCGCCAGCCAACACCUGAGCCGCAAAAUUUGGAGGCCAUCUGCACGGCCU